UCCAAAAUGGCAUUCACCUGGAUAAUACCGUUAGCCAUCAGUUGCCUUGUUUCAGACAGCCAUGCUGUUGACAGCCUCCGAUUCUUUGUCAUCGGCGACAUGGGAGGUGUGGACUAUGAACCUUACACCACAUACUAUGAGCGGAGCACUGCUGCGGAGAUGGGAAAAGUUGCUGAGGUGUUCGGACCUCAGUAUAUCUUUGAGCUUGGGGACAACUUCUACUAUGAUGGUGUGAAGGGACUCGAUGACAUACGAUUUGAUCGCACCUUUGAAUCCGUGUAUACAGCGAAAUCACUGCAAGUACCCUGGUACUUGGUGGCCGGAAAUCAUGACCACAGGGGAAAUGUCACAGCUCAGAUAUUGUAUUCCAAUGUUUCUGAGAGAUGGAACUACCCAUCUUACUAUUACUACCGUGAGUUCCCCAUCGACUCAAUGGGACACAAAGUAGGCAUUGUGAUGAUGGAUACCAUUCUUCUGUGUGGAAUCACUCAUGAUGACGUUCACGAGCAGCCAACUGGCCCAGCCCACAAAGGCUCUGCAGAGAAACAGUGGGAUUUUAUAAUGCAAACACUGGCCAAUAGCAAAGCUGAUUAUCUGUUCACCGCUGGGCACUAUCCUGUCUUCUCUGUCGCUGAGCAUGGACCUACCAAGUGUUUAGAGGAUCGUCUUCAACCAAUGCUGGAGAAAUACUCUGUGAAUGGGCACAUGUCAGGGCAUGACCAUAAUUUGCAGCAUCUGCAAAUCAAGUCCCCCAAAGGAACCAACCUAGACUACUUUGUGUCUGGAAUGGCAAACUUCAUUGACCCAAGCCGGGCUCACUACGAAGAUGUACCCACUGGCUCUUUGAAGUUCCAUAAUGCAGACUUCAUCACUAAAGGAGGAUUUCUGUAUGCUGAGACAACUGUGCAGAACAUGACUUUGACCUUUGUUGGUGCAAAUGGUAAACAACUCUACAAAACAGUUGUCAGUCCCCGUAAACUUUAAUUCUCCUGAUAAUGUUUUUUUGUGAUUUAACGUGUUUGGCAAUUUUUUUGUCCAGACAUUAAAAAGAGCUUGCUGUGUUGAUUCUGUUUUUAUCUUGCAAAUGAGCAGAUUUUAUUCUAUUGACAUGAUUAUGUGAGAUGUUUCGAGCAACUGGUAUGUUAUACUUUUUGGCUGUGUUGUAAUGUUAAAUUUUCCCUGACUGUCAAAUUUCAUUUUUUACAUAAAACAUCAAAAUAUGUACACAAUGCUCUUGAUUGAUGAGUGCCAUACAACAUGUUUCGAAUCUAUUACUGCUGAGAUUAGUUGCUGGAAAUGCUAAAUGAUUGAUAAGACUCUUUAUGAUUUGGUCCCUUGUUUUGUUGUGAGAUCAAGAUGAAGAUGUGCAGUGUAAUUAUUGUUUAUAUAUUGGUAUUACCGUUACUUCAGUGGUCAAAACACUCGCCUCAUUGAUUGCAGGCCUGUUUAGAUAACUGCACUACCCUGGUAGAGUAAGCAUCUGUGGUGAAAUAGUUAGGUUCUUCAAAGUUUCACCAUAAAGAUGUUAGUUUGAUUCCCUCUCGGAGGAAUUGUAUGGAAUAUUUCCAUUUUUCUGCUGGACUAUGGCAUCCUAUUCGGCCUGGGUUUGCCAUUUACAGGAAUGAUUAAAGCAGCCCACCUCUGAAUUAUCAAAAUUGUGUUGGCAGGGAUGUACAACCUUUAUAUACUUUUCUACUAGCUCUGAAGAUUAUCUUUGAAAAAAAAUUAAUUUUCCAAUACUUGCAUACAUUCCACCAUAUUUCUUAUAUUGUGCCCUACCUUUUAACCACUUCACUUUGAUGGAAAGAGAUGUAAAGGUUGUCAACAGCAAAUGAUGUGAAGUCGAACAUUAAAGCCAGCAUACAUGAUACUCUGUGAUGUGCCAGUAUCACUCAUUUAUCAAAGCUACAUCAAAGUGAGGGCAUUCUUGUGUGGGAUGUAUGAUAUCAAUGGAAUUAAUUUUUUCAUGUAUAAUUAACUGGAAGUUAUCUUUCUUAGUGCUUCAAUAGUUUAAUGUAAAUGAAUUUUCAUUGUUUUUAUAGUUAUAUUUGUGUACUAACUCAAAAGUCAAAACAACUGUUGAAUGAUGUUUGAUUAAUAUUUACAGGUGAGACUUUUUUUUCUAAGUUAUGAGUUUUGUUUCAAAAAAUGUUUUCCCUUUUAAAAGUGUGGAAUACAUGUAGGCCUACAUAUGAUCAUGAUACUGAGAACUAUGGCAAAAUGAAUUGCAUGUAUCAAAUCAAAGAAACAGUUUCUACUUAACUUAGGCUUUACAAUAACAAAAUUGACAAAAGAAAGAAUUUUGCUGCAGACAUUUUGAGACUUCUACCAUCUUAGCAUUUCAGUCGUUAUCCAUUUCUCCAAAGGAGCACUGGGAAGGUUGGAAUGAGCACUUUUUGCCAAGGUAGAUAAUCAUCUGUUUACUCUUUGAAAGUUCUUUGCCACCUCAGAAUUACAAAGUUCUAUCUGUUCAGUACCUAGUUUUGAAAACUUUGACAUUAAAAAAAAUUGGAGUUUCAUAACACGCCUUUUUCAAAUUCCAAUCUUUGAAUAUCUUGAUAAUGACUCUGAAUGAUCUUAUGAUUUUGACAGAGCUAAAGAACAUUUGGAUUCCUCUUUAUCCAAAAUUGUCAGGUAAACCUAUGUAAUUCUAGGUAGCAUGUUGUUGUGAUGAACCACUCAGGAAUCCGUAACAUGACAAUGUACAGGUCAAAGCCUGCUCAAGCCGAUAAGUGCGCGCUGGCUCGCCUGAUUAUCCGGCCUGACCCGAUCCUGCAGACAUUAUACUGUACUUGGCACUUGAAGUAAAGUAUUUUUCUGUGUGAACAAUCAUCAUUGAAACAGGGUAUACCUUUUUUUCAGCAGUGUGACCCUUUUUACCCUCUUUACAUUUGUGUAAAUUUACUUCCUGUUCUCAAGUAUGACAUAGUAUGCAACACAACCUAAUCUAAUGGAAUUUGAUACUUUUCUUGUUGUUCUGUUUUCUACGCAAUAAAUUAUCUUUUUUAAA
Molecule: messenger RNA, 3010 nt
Organism: Aplysia californica (California sea hare)
Lineage: Eukaryota; Metazoa; Mollusca; Gastropoda; Aplysiida; Aplysiidae
Product: tartrate-resistant acid phosphatase type 5
Exons: 6
Coding region: 7-984 (325 amino acids)
Biological process (GO): bone resorption
Molecular function (GO): acid phosphatase activity; ferric iron binding; ferrous iron binding
Source: RefSeq, a predicted model, not a curated record